Nothobranchius furzeri (turquoise killifish) is the source of this 10448-nucleotide messenger RNA. It is a transcript of the gene ptprz1b, whose product is annotated as protein tyrosine phosphatase receptor type Z1b. NCBI's taxonomy places the organism in Eukaryota, Metazoa, Chordata, Actinopteri, Cyprinodontiformes, Nothobranchiidae. The record is from RefSeq and is a predicted model, not a curated record. Gene Ontology annotation, biological process: peptidyl-tyrosine dephosphorylation. Gene Ontology annotation, molecular function: protein binding; protein tyrosine phosphatase activity.
GUGCGCGCGUCCGCAUUUAUCCAACCAAGCAGCCAGCCAGCGAGCCCGCUCUUCUCAAACCACCAGACCCAGCGGAACCGAGCCGAGCCGAGCCGAGCCAGGCAGGACGAGCGGAGCGAUGACCUGUUAGCCCCUGUUCUUGACGCAGCUCGCUGAUAAACCCUCCUCCUGCGGUCAGUUCUGCCCCGACGCGAUGGACUCCACACUUCCGCGGACCCUCGUUAUCUCCCAGCUGCUGCUGCUCUCCUACAUAGUUGUGGCUGUAGAACCACUGGUCCAAGGCCUGGAGAAGGUAACCGAGGAAAUAGACUGGUCCUACUCAGGUAGCCUUAACCAGCGGAGCUGGAGUAAGAAGUACCCAUCCUGUAACGGAGCCAGACAGUCUCCCGUGGACAUUGAUGAGAUGUUUACACAGGUCAGGUUGCAGUUCCAGAACCUACAGCUGGAGGGCUGGGACAAGCCGACCUCCGAGUUCACCACCAUCCAAAACAAUGGGAAGACCGUGGUCAUUAAUGUGGAUGGAGAGUUCUUUGUGAGUGGAGGAGGGCUGAGCUCCAGGUUUCGUGUAGCCAGCCUUCACUUCCACUGGGGGCGCUGCAACACAACAUCAGCGGGGUCAGAACACAGCCUGAAUGGGAUGAAAUACCCACUGGAAAUGCAGAUCUACUGUUACAAUCCUCAUGAUUUCCAAAGUUUGGAUGAUGCCAUUAAAGGAGGAGGGAGGAUCACUGCCUUGGCUGUUCUCUUUGAGGUCAGCCUGGACGAUAACGAGAACUUCCUUCCUGUUCAGGAGGCCAUCGAGUCUGUCAGCAGGUUUGGUAAGAGCGGGUCAGUGGAAGCUUUCACGCUGCGGUCCCUGCUGCCGAACAUCACAGAUAAAUACUACAUCUACAACGGCUCCCUGACCUCUCCUCCCUGCUCCGAGUCGGUAGAGUGGAUCGUCUUUAAACACACUGCGGCCAUAUCAGAAACACAGCUGGAGGUGUUUUGCGAGGUGAUGACCAUGGAACAGGCUGGUUAUGUAAUGCUGACGGAUUAUCUGCAGAACAACUUCAGGGAGCAGCAGCAGCAAUUUAUGGGUCAGGUGUUUGCCUCCUACACCGGAGUCGAGGAUGUGCUCACCCAAACUUGUACCUCGGAGCCACAGAACGUUCAGGCUGAUGCCCAGAACGACACCACCAUCGUGGUGAUGUGGGAGCGUCCUCGUGUGGUGUUUGACACCGCCAUCGACUGGUACACUGUCACAUACCAGAGCCUCCAAGGCAAGCAGCCGAACAAGCAAGAGUACAGGACCGAUGGAGACCAAGACGUGGGGGCCAUAAUCUCCAACCUGCAGGCCAACGUCAGCUACGUGAUCCAGGUGGUGGCUGUGUGCACCAACGGCCUCAGAGGACGGUGGAGUGAUCAGAUCAUCGUGGACAUGCCGCUAGAAGACCCCGAAAUGGAUUCGUCUCCUGACGGCAACCCAAAGGAGGUCACAAAUGCUGCUGGAUGGAAGAAGAUCCAGAACAAAGUGGAUUUGUUUGCAGAAGAUCAAAGUCCAGUGGAGGAGAUCCCAAGAGUUUACCAAAAUAAACAACCUGCACUCAGCCCAAACCAGCCCACAGGCCCAGCCCACACAAACUCACACAUCCCAGUUCAGACUGAAGUGCCGUCAACCUCUCAGGAUCCCUCUGGAACUCUGAGCCCAAACAUGCCUGAUCAGAACUGGAUAGAGGGGCACCAGCUGACCCCUGAACAUCAUCCUUUUACAAGUUCAGGUUUUGAAAGCAACAGUGCAAUUUGGGUUGGCCGGGUGUCUGAGCAGCCAGGCUUUCUUUUUCCAGUGAUUCGGACCUCCACACUGCCGCCAGUCCAUCGGCAAAUCACAGAAGAGGCGUCGUUGUCAGUGCUGCCCCCUGAGUCAAGAGAUCAUGAUCCACCAAACCACGAAGGAGAAAAUGAACCCCCUAAGUCCGACUUGUCCACACCUCCUAUAAAGGAAGUCACAGAUAUCUUCUAUGAAGACACGGUCACCAGCUCUCCCCUGGAAGCGGGCACCAACCCAGCAUCAGAGCUCACUUCAGUGGUGCCAGAUCAAAGAGGCUCACCAUCGACCUCCAAAGAUGCUAAAGAAAAUCCGAUCAGCUCAGAUUCCUCCACCCCAUCCUCAGUUUGGACAAAGGAAAUCAUUACGACAGCUGGCAAUGCUCUGACCGACUCGGUCUACAAAUCAUUCACCACCUCGUCUUUGCUCAGAGUGCUGAUGCACACCACUCAGCCCCUGUUCAACGUAAAGACAACAACAUCUGGGACUGAGGACUCAGCAUUUGAUCAGUCGUCCGACUUCACAAAUACUCCCAACCAUCUAAGACCAUUGACCCUUAUGAACUCCACCAUCUCUUUUUCUCAUGGACCUCGCUCUACUGAGGGGAAUAAGGUUGUGGUAACACCUCCAUUGGUCAAACCCUUCAGUCAAUCCACCGACAUCUCCUAUCUGUCCCCUGUGCUUCAAAAAUACAAACUCCCUGAGGAUAAGUCUUUGAAUUCUUCACAGAUAAAUAUGGAGCAGCUUCCAGGGUCUUCAACUGUUGGCUCUCAGGGAAACCCUCAUUUCUACCCCUCCCAUUAUUCUUCGAGUAUUGCCCAUUUAACAACAACAUCCACUGUUGAGGAAAAUACUCAAAGCAUUCAUUGGAUUCAGAACACACUUGAAUCGUCAGAACAUGAUCACGGUGAGGAAGAAGCCAGCACAGACAGAGAUGAGGAUGAUCUCAGCAUCUUAGGUCUGGGUUCAUCAGAUGGCCUGACAGAGAGUGGAUCAGGCUCUGGCCACAGCAACAAUGCAUUUGGUCACGAUCAAGAGGCUGAAGUUCACUUUACAUUUUCUUCUUUUUUGAACUCAGCUGUAAGCUUCAGCAUGGAGGACACAAGGGGAAAGAGUAAAUCCCUUACAAAUGACAUUCCCAUGGAAAGGGAUCCAUUUAGAGAUGGGGGCAUUAGGGGAACAGGGGUCAAGAGAGACGACUUUGAGAUGAGUGGAGAGGAGGAAGACACCGUAGACACUGAGAAGGUUCUCAAUGCAUUGUAUGAAGAAACAAAGAAGAACCAAAGUGUUGCUGUGACAGGUUCUGGUAUGCCGACAGAAACAGAGACUGAAGGUAAAGAGGAACCCACAGCUGGAAGUACAAUAUAUAGUGGAAGUGGCAGUGGGGCUGAGGACACCAGUGGUUCUGGGGAACAUGCUACAUCUGAUGAUCAACUCAGUCCAAAGGACGUCGUUGAUCAUCAAGACAUUUUCAAAGCUGUAGAAGAAAAAGAAUUCAAGAGCAACAGAAGGAAAAAUAGCCAUGACGAUUUAGGAUCUGAAAGACAAAUCAUUCAGCAGCUGCUGGCAGGUUCACCUCCAGGAGUCUCCCCGGGCAAUGAGCACAGUCAGGUUCAAAACACAAGUCGUGAUGACCCGAAUCCUUCUGAAGACCAAAAGGUAGACGAUAAAAGACAUGGAGCUCUUAAUGUAGAAGUUUUAGAAGGACGUGUAACUGAAGACAGUACUGAUGCUGAAAGUCAUGUUCCCGAGAUCCUCCUGACAAACUCUCCCAAGACACAGGAGCAAGUGGAAGAACGCAGCAACAGCAGCCACGAGUCUCGGGUUGGGCUUGUUGAAGGUGUGGAGAAGGAGAAGAGGACCGUGGUUCCUCUGGCUGUUGUCUCCACUCUCACCAUCCUUUGUCUGCUGGUACUCGUGGGAAUCCUCAUCUACUGGAGAAACUGUUUCCAAGCAGUUAAUUUUUACCCGGACGACACCGCUACGCCUAAAGUUCAGUCUGUUCCAUCCACACCGCUGCUGCUGGCCACAGACGGCCACGAGCCGCUCACUCUGAAGCAGUUUGUGAAGCAUGUCAUGGAGCUCCACGGAACCAACACAUUCUCCAAGGAGUUUGAGAUUGUCAAAGAGUCCUAUGAGGAGGUGCAGGCGUGUACAGUGGACAUGGGCAUCACAGCUGAGAGCUCGAAUCACCCUGACAACAAAAGCAAGAACCGCUACAUUAACAUACUGGCCUAUGACCACAGUAGAGUCAAGCUCUCCAACAGCUUGGACAGAGAUGGGAAGUGUGGUGACUACAUCAAUGCAAACUUUGUGGAUGGUUAUGAGCGAACAAGGGCAUACAUCGCAGCUCAGGGGCCUCUCAAAGCAGGCCGGCAAGACUUCUGGAGAAUGGUCUGGCAGCAGAACAUUGGAGUUAUCGUCAUGAUCACCAAUUUGAAGGAGAAAGGGCGUACCAAAUGUGACCAGUACUGGCCUGAAGAGAACCAAGAGGAAUACGGUCCUUAUCAGGUGACCCUGAAGAGCACAAAGACUCUGGCUUAUUACACACUGAGGACGUUCACAGUCAGGGAUACAACUAAUAAGGCUCCACAAAGGAGUGUAGAACACACUGUCCUCCAUUACCACUACACACAGUGGCCAGAUAUGGGCGUCCCAGAGUACACUCUUCCUGUGCUGUCCUUCAUCAGAGCAUCGUCUCAAGCCCGAACGCAGGAGAUGGGACCUGUCUUGGUGCAUUGCAGUGCUGGUGUAGGAAGAACAGGUACCUACAUUGUGAUAGACAGCAUGUUGCAGCAGAUUCAAGAUCAGGGAACAGUGAAUGUUCUGGGUUUCCUAAAACAUGUCCGAACACAGAGGAACUUCCUGGUUCAGACAGAGGAGCAAUAUGUUUUCAUCCAUGAUGCUCUGGUGGAAGCUAUUUUGAGCCGUGACACCAUGGUCACCUCUGAGUGCCUCCACUCAUAUGUGUCAGACCUUCUGACUCCUGGUCCUACAGGCAGGACGCGAAUGGACAAACAGUGCAAGUUAAUAAGCCAGCGACAGGCCAAGCAUGCGGACUACAGCACAGCCUUAAAGGAUGGCAACGCUGAGAGGAACAGAGCAAGAGCACUAAUGCCUGUAGAGAGAUCGAGAGUCUCUCUGACAGCCUCAGAAACAAACUCUACAGGCUACAUCAAUGCCUCCUAUGUUAUGGGACACCACUGCAGUAAGGAGUUCAUCGUGACCCAGACUCCUCUGAGCAGCACAGUAGAAGAUUUCUGGAGACUGAUCUGGGAACAUCAAACUAACACUGUUGUCUGUCUGCCAGAUGCACCCAAUCAGAGUGAAAAGCGGGACUGUUGUGUUUACUGGCCCAGUGUAGAUCGGCCAUUGAGUAUUGAUGAUUUCACUGUAUCAUACUGUGGGGAGGAGCAUGUACACCUGGGCAACGAGGAGAGACUUUUGAUACAGGAUUGUACAGUGAAGUCCUCUCAGAUGGAUUUUGUGUUGGUUGUGCGUCAGUUCAGCGCCCCCUGCUGGCCGAACCCAGACAGUCCCAUCAGCAACAGUUUUGAUCUUGUCGCCACAAUCAGAGAGCACAGCAGACACGCACAAGGACCUGUAGUUGUCCAUGAUCCACUAGGAGGUUCCACGUCUGGGCUGUUCUGUGCCCUCUCCUCCUUGUUCAGUCAGCUGGAGGAGGAGGGAGGAGUGGAUGUGUACCUGGUGGCCCGGAUGACCAACCUCAUGAGGCCUGGAGUCUUUAAUGACAUUGAGCAGUACCAGUACCUGUACCGAGCCGUCCUGAGCCUGGUGAGCAGUCAGGAGGACCAGAGAGCCCUGCAGAGUCCAGAGACAAAUGGAACAGUACCGCUGGGACAGUCCAACAUCGCAGAGAGCCUGGAGUCCCUUAUGUAGACACGCACAAACGUUCACACUGUCGCACAAAGGCCCACUUUACACGUUGUGUUGGGGGGUUUAGAGGUUCACAGCGGUAAAAAGUGAACAUCCUAAUGCUUUAAUAUACAGUUUGUUCUUUACUUGUCUGAUUAUUUGUUCAAAAUGUAACAAUCCACAGGAAAACGGUCUCGUUUCUUUUAGAAACAGAUUGCAGCAGCAACGUCAGUUAUUUUAAAUUGUGAUUAAUUUUGUUCACUAGUCCUGCUCACACACCUGUCAGGUUGGAGCAGAGUCGUGACUUGUUUCUUUGUGCUUUAAUGUGCUCAGUUUUGGUUUUAUCCACCCACGACUGUUGAAACCGUUUUUUAUCUGGAUCAGAGUGCACACCAGUGCACACAGAGUGAUGCACACUUUCUACACGUUCAGAUUCCUAAAAGCAGAAGAGCACAAGUAAAGGGCUUUCACGGAACAGACUUACAACACAGCUACAGGCCAAUUUGCAUCAAAGGUAUGAAGCAGGUACCAGUUUCUAUUAUUCAAAUUUAAAGGGAUUCCUCCUGUGCUAAAUUUAUAAAUCAUUUUAUAUUUAACCCAUUGUAGGUAGUUUACUGAAUAAUUCUGAGCUUUGAAAAGUACAUGAUUGAUGGGCUAAUGGCUAGUGUUAGUACAGCUAAGAACCAGUGAGUUUCUGCCAUCCAAUAACAGCUCCAAUCUUCAAAACAUUACAGCUUUUUCUAGUUCAUGUGAACUUUCUUAUAAAUCCUUACAUGACCGGCAGCGAUGAAUAAAAAAAAAACAUUUCAGCAGAAAAAUAGAAAAACUGAUAUCUGACUCGACCCCUGGAUGUGCUAAAGUUGUUGUGAUAGUUAAUAUUUGCUUAUCAGUAACUAUAAUUUCAUGAACAUAGUCGUGUUAUACAAAACUAACUGGUGUGAAAUCUGUUUUUAGGAGACAUCAUUGUCUGCCAUUAGCUUAUCAUUCCUGAUGGAUGCCAGAUCUAUUUCCCUCAACCUGAGGCUAUUCUGGAAGCUAUAACAAAGACAAAAUGUCUCCAUAAUAUAUGGACUUCUUCAGCCCCUUAUCCAGACAUCAAUAUAAAAUAUAACACAGGAUGUGUUCAGGCCUUCACAUGGUAAAAAAAAAAGAAAAUGUUGUAAUUAUUAAAAACCAGCAAUCUAAAAAAUAACAUUUCUGUACUGACAGGAAGUCAAACCUCAUGGUGUAAAUACCUUGUUAAUGUCAGCUUCAAUCCUAAAUGGAAAAAGAAGAAAAAUAACUGUUUCCUGAUCUGUAAAUUAUUCAAUAACGAAGGUGCAGAUGGUUAAAGGAACCAAUAAAUAAAUAAAUAAAUAAAAACUAAAUAAAGGUUUCUUCUCUUUGAAUCACAGGGAAAAAGCAAAACCUAUAUGAAGUGAUUUUCUAGCAACUCAAUUAAAAAAAUAACCUAAAAUAACUUCUUAGAAUAUCCGAGGAGACACUUUUUAAUUUUGACCUUCUUUACCCUUUUGUUGAUUUAUUUGAAAUAUUUUUUUGUUUUGAGUUAAAUGUGGUAGAAAUUGGGAUAAAAGUAGAAUGAUUUUUAUGUUUAAAAAGGACACAAUAGACCUUUUUUUUUAACCAUACAUUGAUUGAAAUGCAAAGAUACAACAAAUCCUAUUUUAGAAUAAUACCGAUCAUAGCCAACAUCUUUGUUCAGACAAUGUCUCACAAGCCAGUGCCUUUUGAAAACCACAACACUGUACGUUAAACCCAACCUGUGAGGUUCACAAGGAAAAAGUCUAUAAGCUCAGAUGUUUGAUUAAAAAUGCAGUUUGACAUUUGAAGUAAAACUCCACAGUGAAAACUGCGGAGAAGGCAGCAAAAGUAGCAGGAUCAAUGCAAAAAUGUCUAUUUUUAUAUUUUCUCACUUAAAUAAAUAUAAGGAAAAUACAAAAAAACCCAUCCAACAUUCCAGCGAGAACGUUUACGUUUAAAGAUCUUCAUCUUUAAGGCCUCUGAUACUGAUACGACUGUUCAGAAGGUGUUCCCGUGGCUGCAGGCAUGAACAGGAGCCAAUAUGGCGGCAGCUUCUCUCUGUAGAUGUUUGCUAAAUGCUGAGCAUCAUCAAAGAACAAACUGUGACGUAGAUCUUUGCAAAGGGAUUGUUCAGAUCUUUGUAGGCAUGGUUCUGUGCAGAAAAUAUGGACUAGCCUCAGCUAGGAGAAAUGCCACUGCACUGAUGAGCUAAUGGCUACGCUAGAGUGGCCAGCUGUCCUUUAAUAUAGGAAUUCAUCCUGAAUGUGAAACUAAAAUGACACCAUUGUUAUUACAUCAAUAAUUGUUCCAUAGUUUUAAGAGUGAUGGAUGAUGGUUGCUAAUUAAGCUGCUAUAGAGCAGGGGUCUCCAACCUUUUUUAGCCUGUGAGCUAAAUGAUACCGCCAUACGAUUUAUUCACAUUGAUACUUUCCGUGUGUGGGGAUAUGCUUAUUGUGUUAAAAAUAGAAUACUUACUAUAUUAACAUGCAUUGUAUUCACAAGUUGAUUUCUCAGUUUUUCAAUACACCAAUAUUAUAAAAAAGUGCAAGGAAAAUAGUGACAUUCUGAAAAUCGAACUAAACUCAACAUUUUGUUUAACCAAUAAUUUCAGAUAUUGAAAUACAUUUUAAUGUAAUGACAUUAUUUCAGAAUGUCAGUAACAUAACUUGUUGAGCACACAGGAGGAGCAGCUAACGUGUUCCUGUUCACCACCUGAACCUGUGCCGUCCUGCCUGGAGCCUUAAGCAGCAAUGUCAGUUUUUCAUAGUGUUCAGCCAUUUGGUCAUAAAUGAACAAAUACUUCUAAAAACAAUAGAAUGCCAUUUAAAGAACAUUUAAUGUUCUUUAAAUGGCAUUUAAUACAACACCUUUAAAGUGUUUGUGUUGGGUUUAUUUUUUUCCAAAUGUGCAACACAACAAUCCUCAUAAAAUGAACAAAGCUGAAGAUAUUUUAAAUAAAAUACUAGCCAAAUGUGAUUAAAACACAAAAAUCGAAAAUAGUUUGAACUGAAGUAAAAAAAAAAUAAUAAUAAUAAAAAAAAAGCGAAACAGAAAUACAAUUUUUUCCUGUGUUCCUGAUUAAUUGAAUAAUUUAAUGGGUUUUUGCUCAUGGAAGUUAAGUUUUGCUUCAACAACUGCGGGUAAAAUGAUGCUUUACUGCGUUUUUGGUUGGCAAUAUUAAAUUAAGGUUGGGGGUUUAUCAUGUUAGAUUUUCUGUGAUGUAAAAUUUUAUGAAGCAGUGUUCACAAACAUGAGAGCUUUUUGAGGUUGGGAUAGUUUUACAACAACAGCAAGUUCUUUUAGUUGGUCUCCAGUUCAAAUGAACAAUCAGCUCCUGAUUUGUUCAGAAUGAAUCGUUUCGUCCUCACAGACCUUUGAGACCACAACUGGGAAGUUUGACGUUUUGUGAAACAAGUGGAGAAUAUAAUAAGGAAUAUAUAGGGAUCAGGUCUCGCAGAUGAUGUGGUCCUGUUGGCAUGGACGUAAUUUGGGGGGGGAGACAUGCCCCCCCCCCCACUUUGAGCUCUAGGACCAAGUAGAAAUGUCUGUGUUGAAGCCUGUUUCCCAUUAGAACAUACUGUAAAGAGACACCCCCCCCCCUCCCCCCCAUCUAAAGUAAAAAUUACAUCCAUGCCUGUUGGCUUCAUCAGAACAUGAUCUCCAGGUUUCACUGGAGCAGUUUGCAGUCGAUUGUGAAACAGCUGGGAUGAGAAUCAGCUCCUUUAAAUCUGAGAUUGUGGUGUCGAAUCGGAAAAGGGUAGAAUGUCUUCUCUGAGUCAGGGGCGGGGUCUUGCCCCAAGUGGAGGAAUUUAAGUAUCUCGGGGUCUUGUUCAUGAGUGAGGGACUAAUGAAUCAGGAGAUCGAUACGCGGAUUGGUGCUUCGUCUGCAGUGAUGCAGGUGUUGAACCGGUCUGUCGUGGUGAAGAGAGAGCUGAGCCAGAAGGCAAAGCUCACCUAUGGUCACGAGCUUUGGGUAGUGACUGAAAGAACAAGAUCGCGUAUACAAGCGGCUUUAAUUAGUUUUCUCCACAGGAUGGCUGGGCUCUCCAUUAGAGAUAGUAUGAAAAGCUUUGACAUCAAGGAGCUGUUCAGAGUAGACCUAAUGCUCCUCCACAUCGAGAGGAGCCAGUUGAGGUGGGAGUUAGGAUGCCGCCUAGAUGCCUCCAUGGUGAGGUUUUCUGUCCAAGCAGGAGGGGAACUAAAGAAAGACCCAGGACACGCUGGAGGGACCCUGUCUCUCGGCUGGCCAAGGAACGCCUCUGGAUUCCCCCGGAGGUCCUCCAGUUUAAACAAACUUGACCGUUUAGGUUAGCUGUUAGGGUAAAAAUUGGUCUUAUUUUUGUGCUUGAUUUGAACGUACCUCCAAUGAAACAAACACAUUUCUAGUUUUGUUUGUUUUGGUUUUUUGUCACCUGCACAGAAGGAAUAGCGAUCUGAACUAUCCCUUUGACUGGUAUAACACUUAUCUUUGUAAAUAGCCCUGUAUACUCUAAAGGCCAAAUUACUGUAUGUUUAUACUGUACCUCUAUAUAUUUUCUAUUUUACUAUGAAAGCCAUUUUUCUAGUCAUUUACAAAUAAAUAAAUGUGGAUUCUAUUUGGUAAAAUUACCGUAACCUGAAAAUCAUGAUCAUGAGUAGUUUUAACAAAUUGUUCUGGAAAAUCUUUUUAUCUGAUUUCUGUAGCAGCUUCAUGUCUGUACUGAAGAAGUGUAAAUGUAAAACAAGAUUAAAGAUUUGUUUCAAA